UCACUAAUUGUAGUCCAGUUCAGAUCAGUGUUCACGUUACGAGAACUGCGGAUUGGCGACGUCGCAUCAUUUAAGGGACUAUCCGAAGCGGAACGAUUUCAGCCAGAUUUUACCUCUUGAAAAUAACUGGAUUGGAUUGUUAAAACUUAGGAGUUCAGCAUGCCUCGGUCUUUCCUGGUAAAAAAGUAUUUCACCAGCAAGAGGCCAAACUACAGCGAGUUGGAAUGUCAGAACGAUGUUUUGCCAGACAGAUACCCACUAGCAGAACUUCCAGCAGUCAGCAAUGACUUCCCAGUAGCCUGCUUGACCACUGGACUGGUUUGGGAUGUCAGCUUGCUGCCUUCCCUACACGAUCCCACGUCCCCAUCCACCCUUUCCACUAGCCAGGGCCCGCUGGACCUCAGCUCCCCGUCCAGCGUCAGCUGCAGCAGCAGCGGGGAAGAAGAUGAAGGACGCACGUCGGACCCACCGAGCCCAGAUUCCUCAGACACCUACCACCCCCAACAGACCAGCAGGCCGAGGCGCAGCAACAAGAACCGGGCAGGACAGAGGGAGGACAAGAGCGAGGCCACUGUCCCAGCCACUCGACCGGCCUUCUUCUGCAAGCACUGUCCCAAAGAAUACAACAGUCUCGGUGCCUUGAAGAUGCACAUCCGGUCACACACACUGCCAUGCGUCUGUCCCACCUGUGGAAAGGCCUUCUCACGACCCUGGCUGUUAAGAGGACACAUUCGCACACAUACAGGUGAGCGUCCGUUCUCCUGCCCGCACUGUAACCGUGCCUUCGCGGACCGUUCUAACCUUCGCGCGCACCUGCAGACCCACGCAGAUGUCAAGAAAUACCAGUGCAGCACCUGUUCUCGCACCUUCAGCCGCAUGUCCUUGCUGCAGAAACACACCGCAGCCGGCUGCUGUCCCUCCACAGCCUGAGAACGCCAAGAGCCAUUAGAUUUUAAUUCGGACACGGUGCCUUGUGAGAUAAUAAUGACCGUGUGCUUCUCCUUGCAACACCCGCAAUAUGCGACAGGAGAGGGACGACGUGACAUUUCAGCGGACUUCUUAAACAUAACACGGUCGAUACAUUUCCAAAAUGCCACAGACUUCCUAACUAAAUUACUUCAAAUGAAGGAACUAUGAAUGUUUUAAGUGUAAUAGCUGAAGCAGGGACAACUGCUGUCAGGUUGGGGGUGGGCUCACAUGUAGGGUAUGUCUCUCAGCAGGACACACACACAAGCAAACAUAAGCACACAGACAGACAGCUGUUCUGUGGUGCGGAGGCAGUGUGUUAACAGGUGCCGCGGCCCUGACCGUCACAUCUCUGAUAACAGGUGGCGUCUAGCGAGUUCUCUGGAAACACACUUUUUAGAGAGACUCGUGAGCAACCACAGUUGACCAUGUUGUUUUAAGUUGGUUUUAGUGGGUUGUAACCUGCAUGCGCAAGGUUCAUCACUUGUUUUUAACCGAUGUUUGUUCUUUUCACCACACUUUUUUGUUUUUGUUUUUUUUUGUACUCUUCUUUAUCACGCUUCCUUUUGUACAGGGACAACAGCGUUUUAAAAUGCACUCCAAUGUACCAAAGAGUAUUGAAGUC
Molecule: messenger RNA, 1591 nt
Organism: Labeo rohita (rohu)
Lineage: Eukaryota; Metazoa; Chordata; Actinopteri; Cypriniformes; Cyprinidae
Gene: snai1a
Product: snail family zinc finger 1a
Exons: 3
Coding region: 160-930 (256 amino acids)
Biological process (GO): regulation of DNA-templated transcription
Molecular function (GO): RNA polymerase II cis-regulatory region sequence-specific DNA binding; DNA-binding transcription factor activity, RNA polymerase II-specific
Source: RefSeq, a predicted model, not a curated record